AUGGACGAUGAUAUUAUUGAUCUUCUGGUUGUUUCAGGCGUUGCUGCUGUCGGCUUUAUCACUUUAGCAUAUCUUGUCACAAAGAUUUACUCAGAUAAAAUUAAAAGGAGUUUAUUGCGUUUUAAAAAGAAAAUGAAGCAUUUUAUUGCUAUUCCAAAUGUCGCUGUUGUACAGAGCCCAAAAUCGGUGUUGACAUUCCAGAAGUUCAAUGGAGCUGGAAGAAUGCAUACUGAAAAUUCAAGAAAGAUUCUGACACAUUCGGUUGAGCCUUUAAAGAAACAGUUGAUAAAACGAGUACGAAUAGAAGUUGAAGAGUGCAAAGAGAAGUUGGACAGCAGGUCAUCGUUCAAUUCACCAAAUAUCGAGAGGUCCUCCUGUACUUCGCUUUCAUUCAUCACAACUAUUUUAGUGCAGAGGCGGAACACGUUAUAA
This is a messenger RNA of Brugia malayi, 432 nucleotides long. RefSeq lists its product as uncharacterized. The transcript has 3 exons. NCBI's taxonomy places the organism in Eukaryota, Metazoa, Nematoda, Chromadorea, Rhabditida, Onchocercidae. Bases 1 to 432 code for a protein of 143 amino acids. The record is from RefSeq and is a predicted model, not a curated record.